UCACCAAAACCUUCUCGAAGUUCAAGUCAGCGCGACAGCGAAGCGAUGUGCAGCGCUCGACUCAAGCACUCUUCUUUAUCCCCGUUCGAAGCGCGAAGAAUGCCCGAUUUGAUUCGGAUCUCGGAUUCGCGGAGGAAAUCGGCGAGCGGCUGCUCCGCUCCGGAGGAAAGUUAGGGUAAGAACCGAUAUCGGGCGGUGCACGAUCUCUUGUUGAUUGGAUUGUCGAGGCUAAUUUUAUGGGUGAAGCUGAUAACACGGAGAAGGCGAAAUUGGGUUUCUGCAAGAGUGUGAAAAAGAGGGCUUUGAAGGAUUUGUGUUGUUUUUAGAGGUUAAUGGGAAAGGGAGGAGGAUGCUUCCCGAGCAAGAAUCGGAACACUGUCUCUAGUUCUGUCAAGGCUUCCGCAAUUGAUCGUAAUGCCCCCAUUCAAGAGGAGGAGAAUACUGAGGGCAGUGCUGAGGUCGUUCAGCCUGCAUCUUCCACAGCAGCACCAAUCGAGAACAAGCUAAAGAUCUUCAUUGUGUUUUAUUCUAUGUACGGCCACGUCGAGUCACUUGCCAAGAAGAUGAAGGAGGGGGUGGAUAGCAUAGAAGGGGCGCAGGGUAUUCUUUAUCGUGUUGAAGAGACACUCCCGCAAGAGGUCUUGGAAAAGAUGCGAGCGCCACCGAAGGAUCCAGCGAUCCCCCUGAUAUCGGCUGCUGAGCUGACAGAGGCUGAUGGCAUACUAUUUGGAUUUCCAACGAGGUAUGGGUGCAUGGCAGCUCAGAUGAAAGCCUUUUUUGAUUCUACGGGGCAGCUAUGGAGGGAGCAAAAGCUAGCCGGCAAACCAGCUGGAUUCUUCGUGAGUACAGGGAGCCAAGGUGGAGGACAAGAAACUACAAUUUGGACUGCCAUAACUCAAUUAACCCACCAUGGGAUGCUCUUUGUUCCCAUUGGGUACACCUUUGGAUCUGGUAUGUUUGCCAUAGAUGAAAUCAGAGGUGGUUCUCCAUAUGGUGCUGGUGUUUAUGCUGGUGAUGGGUCUAGGCAAGCAAGUGAAGGGGAGCUUGCUCUUGCCCAGCACCAAGGCAAAUACAUGGCUUCUAUAGUCAAGAAACUGGCGCAUGCAUGAUGUAUUUCCCAUUUUCAAAUACCUAUUCUCUCUAUU
Zingiber officinale is the source of this 1145-nucleotide messenger RNA. Its product is annotated as probable NAD(P)H dehydrogenase (quinone) FQR1-like 2. The coding region runs from base 333 to 1109 and encodes 258 amino acids. Gene Ontology annotation, molecular function: NAD(P)H dehydrogenase (quinone) activity; FMN binding. The record is from RefSeq and is a predicted model, not a curated record. The transcript is spliced from 4 exons. NCBI's taxonomy places the organism in Eukaryota, Viridiplantae, Streptophyta, Magnoliopsida, Zingiberales, Zingiberaceae.